Molecule: messenger RNA, 1041 nt
Organism: Patiria miniata (bat star)
Lineage: Eukaryota; Metazoa; Echinodermata; Asteroidea; Valvatida; Asterinidae
Product: trace amine-associated receptor 3-like
Exons: 1
Coding region: 1-1041 (346 amino acids)
Biological process (GO): G protein-coupled receptor signaling pathway
Cellular component (GO): membrane
Molecular function (GO): G protein-coupled receptor activity
Source: RefSeq, a predicted model, not a curated record
AUGGAGACCGUUUUGGACACGACAAACGGAACUGAUGUCUUCCUUCGCGAAGAUUGGGUCGUCGUCGUACAAACAAUGGUCCUAACCGUAACAACCGUUUUCGUCAUCGUCGGCAACAUUCUCUGCUUUUUGGUGCUUCUGAAAAGCGAAGACACCAACGAGGUAACGCGACUGUGUAUGUUGUUUCUGACUGCCACAGAUACUGGUAUAGGUUUUCUAAUUUGUAUACCGGUUACAGGUGCUACUGCUGCGGAUCGCUGGCCGUACGGUGACACGUUUUGUAUGGUGGUUGCUGUUGGUACUAUCCUGUUGUCGCUGAGUAGUAUCUUUGUGGUGGUGGUAAACGUGGAAAGAUUUAUAGCUAUCGUGUGGCCGUUACGCAGCGUGACUUAUGUUACCAUCCCCAGGGUUAGGGUGGUGUUAUGCAGUGUCUGGGUGCUUGGUGCUGCCUUUGCUGCCGUCUACUGCUUCCUGCCUAAUCGCUCGGCCGUCUACCACCCGCAUUUCCACACCUGUUUUGUGGACCCAGACGAUCCCAACGAACAGGACAGUAUCGGCGUGAUGGCGGCGUGGGUUUUCGGCAUUGUUCCGUUCCUUAUCACGCUCUUGCUGUACGCUAGGUUGUACCAAAUCGCCAGGCGCCACGCCCGGCAAAUCAACGUCUUGGAAGGUGCUCAAAACCGGCAUGUCAUCAAGAAAUCGGACCUCAAGACAGCCACUACUUUCUUCAUCAUCACAGCAGUCUUGGCCCUGUCCUGGAUCCCGUUUGCUGUGGUCAUCUGCUACGAGGGUGUAACUCGCCAAACGUCUCACCCAGCAGCGCCUUUCAUCUCAGAGAUCCUCUUACUUUCCAACAGUUACUGGAACAUCGUCAUCUACUCCAUCAGGAACGUGAAGUUCAGGCGGUCGGGGAUCCGAUUAGUCCAGAAUUGUUUUCGGAGGGGGAGGGACGGUAGAUCCAGGAACAAUGAGAUCGAAGCAAGUAGGAUCAUAGAAUCACCGACGUUUAAACAAAAUGUGAUGCUGACUCGCCACUUAUGA